Messenger RNA from Acanthamoeba castellanii str. Neff, 891 nucleotides. RefSeq lists its product as uncharacterized. Bases 1 to 891 code for a protein of 296 amino acids. The transcript is spliced from 4 exons. NCBI's taxonomy places the organism in Eukaryota, Discosea, Longamoebia, Acanthamoebidae. The record is from RefSeq and is a predicted model, not a curated record.
AUGAAGAACUCCUCUUCCUCGGCGCCCUCGCUCCCGGCGACAACUUCGAAGACGACGAAGCCCAGUAAUGGGGCGGGAUGGAACAGUCCGGGUCGGUACGACCUGCUUCUCCACGCCGCCGCCUCCCACGGUCUCCGGUCGCCCGCUCCGUCCUCGGCGGCGGCGGCGGCGGAGGCGAGUGCUGACGCAGCCCGGGCAUUGCGGAAGCGCAAGAGGGAGGAGGAGGCCACCGAGGACGACGAGGAAGAGCCAAUCGUGAUCACCAUGGCUCCUGCAGCUGCUCAGCUUCGUGCGGGGGCGGCAACGGCGUCGGGUCAGGCGGUGAUCACCAUCCCGCGGACCUACACCCACGAAACAGCCAGCAACCUCUUCGUCUUUGCCGAACUCACGGGGGCGCGCAAGCGAGACAUCGCCCUCUCCUUCGACGAGGGGACUCUCCGCCUGAUGGCCUCCCGCCAGCCCUCCCUCGCUCCGGCCUCCGAUGGGGAGGGUGGAUGGGAGGAGGGGGCCAACUACAUGGUCACCAUGCCACUCCCGCCUUGGGUCGAUGACCGACGAAUGAGGUGCGUAAAAAUCACCUUCUCCACGGGGCUCCUGGAGCUCUGCAUCCCCAAAGACCUGGCCCACCACGACGAAGAAGAGUACCCCGUGGCCGCCGCCGCCGCCGGAGCGCCGCCCAUCAACGCGGUCGUGACCGUGAGCGGCAUCGGGGCCGGGCUGACCUCUAGCGGUCGAGAACAGCGCUGGCGGCCCUCCGGCCAUCAGGUGGACCAAGCGACCCUCACCGCCGCCGAGCCUGCUGCGGGGUUCCUCUUUCCCGCGCACGCGGCCUCGGCGUACGCCGAAGCUGUCGGCCACAGCACCCCGCCCACUGAACGGCGGGUCCACUAG